Molecule: messenger RNA, 1066 nt
Organism: Drosophila ananassae
Lineage: Eukaryota; Metazoa; Arthropoda; Insecta; Diptera; Drosophilidae
Exons: 3
Coding region: 74-442 (122 amino acids)
Source: RefSeq, a predicted model, not a curated record
ACCCUCGGCUUUGUUGUUUACCAAGGAAGUCCAUCACUGACUUUAAAAAGGACGAAAACCAAAAUAAACGAAAAUGCCGCAACUAGCACUUUUGGUAUUUGUUUGUUUAAUUAUCCUGCCACAAUACCUUGCCUUUGGUUACAAGGACAUUCAUGGAUUGAAUGGCAAGAUGUUCCCAAAGGCGGCCACUUUUAAUUUUCCAGAAUAUGCCUACAAGGAGACCAGCAAAAAUGAAAUCACAUACCACGAAAUGGAAGUUGAAUGCGAUCACCAUGUUCAGUGCGCCAACAUUAACCCAGUAGGCGUGGCCAAGAUCAACUGCAUCCGGCGGUGUAUCUCUCCAUCCUGCUACCAGGACAUUUACGCGUUCAACGAGCUCGAGGAGGGAGAGAUUGAUGUCAGGCUUAACUCCUUCAAAGGAUGCGUAAUACAGCGAAUGUAGCAACGACCGCAACUGUUCAGGGAGUACUUCCUAUUUAAAUGGUUGGAAUUUAUUGGAUUCCCUUCCUGAACAGAUAUUGUAUGUUGUUAACCAAAGAUCCUAAAAUGAAGUUUUAUUCUAAACUUGCAUUCAAAGCCUUUUAAAACCUGGUCAUUUGGCUUACUUUUAGGAAAUAGUGACCUAUUUAGAUAAAAUGCCUGAUCCACUUUCGAUGAAUGACCUUUCAAAACAAUCAUGAUGUAAAUGGUAUAAAAAUAAAUGCAUUUUUGUAUUGAUAAAUAAUAAAAACUAUUAAUACUUUUAAUCGUGCCAGGAUCCGUGUGGACAGCUGGGCAUGCACGCUAUCGUAUCCUUUAACCUUUCCGAAAAAAACAACGAUUAAAACUAGAUCCUUCUAAUAUAUGGUAUUUAUAGGAACAAUGCACGCCAUUAGAGUAUUAAGAAAAAGGUGUUGGAAUUCGUGGAAUAUAUUUUAUUUAUAUAAAUACAAGAAAUAUAUAUUGUUUAUAAUUUAUUUUUAUGGUAUGCUAUAUCAUUGAUUUAGCCCAAUAAUUUUCGUUUAAGGUAUAAUUAAGGGUAAAACAUUUAUUUCAAAAUAAACAAAGCUUAGUUAAAGCCUUCCGU